This is a messenger RNA of Dentiscutata erythropus, 537 nucleotides long. NCBI's taxonomy places the organism in Eukaryota, Fungi, Glomeromycota, Glomeromycetes, Diversisporales, Gigasporaceae. The record is from the annotation of a GenBank genome assembly.
AUGUCUGGGAAUCCUGCAAUUUCAGGAGGAAAUAGUACACCAAAUAGGAAUUCUGAAAUUUCUUUAGAAUUAAAAAAAAUUUUAAAUGGUUUGAGUAGAAAUCAAAAAAUAUUUUAUGAUUCUUCUAACGACAAAAUUAAUUUUUUAAAAGCAAUUCGGGAGGAGCGUAAAAAAUGGAAGUUAGCUAUAGACGCUUCUUUUACUGUACUCAGUAUUCUUGUGACAAUCGCUAUUAAUGCUGUUGCUAAAAUCUUUAAUAAUGAUGAAUAUAUAAAUAAAUUUGUUCUGAUUCUAAACUGUAUUGUCUUUGGAAUUCAAGCUUUCACAAUAAUAAGUGUACCUGUAAAUGAAGGUAUAUUUGAUAAUAAAACCUGGACUCGAGUAAUGUGGAUUUUAAUUCCAACAAUUAUUGGAAUAUUGUUGGCAAUAUUUCUAGGCAUUUAUGUUCUCCCUGCAUCUGUCACAAUCUCCUGGAUUGUAGUUGGUGUAUUAGGCUCUAAUCUUUUUCUUCAAGCAUUUGAAUAUUUUUUAGAAUGA